This is a messenger RNA of Alternaria burnsii, 1044 nucleotides long. RefSeq names its product heterotrimeric g protein beta subunit. Gene Ontology annotation, molecular function: signaling receptor complex adaptor activity; protein binding. Gene Ontology annotation, biological process: G protein-coupled receptor signaling pathway. The annotation marks the transcript as partial. Gene Ontology annotation, cellular component: heterotrimeric G-protein complex; cytoplasm. The transcript is spliced from 4 exons. NCBI's taxonomy places the organism in Eukaryota, Fungi, Ascomycota, Dothideomycetes, Pleosporales, Pleosporaceae. The record is from RefSeq and is a predicted model, not a curated record.
AUGGCCGAUAUGAACCAAGAAACCAUCCAGCAGAAGAUCCAGCUCGCCCGACGCGACGCUGAGGCGCUCAAGGAUAGGAUAAAGCGCAAGAAGGAUGAGCUGGCUGACACCACCCUUCGCGAUGUCGCCAGAGACCGCGUCGAGGCUCUGCCGCGCCUCACCAUGAAGACGAAGCGCACCCUCAAGGGCCAUCUUGCCAAGAUCUACGCCAUGCACUGGUCGACCGACCGCAGACAUCUCGUUUCCGCUUCGCAGGACGGAAAGCUCAUCAUCUGGGACGCUUACACGACGAACAAGGUCCACGCCAUUCCCCUGCGCUCAUCCUGGGUCAUGACGUGCGCCUACUCGCCGUCCGGCAACUACGUGGCCUGCGGUGGUCUCGACAACAUUUGCUCCAUCUACAACCUGUCGGCUCGGGAAGGCCCAACACGUGUGGCGCGCGAGCUGUCUGGUCACUCGGGCUACCUCAGUUGCUGCAGAUUCAUCUCCGACAAGCGCAUCCUCACAUCGUCGGGUGACAUGACCUGUGUGCUAUGGGAUCUCGAGACCGGCUCCAAGGUACACGAAUUCGCCGACCAUCUCGGCGACGUAAUGAGCUUGAGCAUCAACCCGCUCGACCACAACCAAUUCGUCUCUGGUGCUUGCGACGCUUUCGCCAAGCUGUGGGACAUCAGACAGCAGAAGUGCGUGCAGACCUUUGCCGCGCACGACUCCGACAUCAAUGCUAUCCAAUUCUUCCCCAACGGUAACGCCUUCGGUACCGGUUCCGACGAUGCCUCUUGCCGUCUGUUCGACAUCCGCGCCGACCGCGAGCUUGCGUCAUACCAGAUUCCCGAGCCAGUGUGUGGUAUUACAUCUGUGGCCUUUUCCGUUUCCGGACGACUGCUAUUCGCAGGUUACGACGACUUUGAGUGCAAGGUCUGGGACGUACUUCGCGGCGAACGCGUAGGCACAUUGCAAGGACACGACAACCGCGUCAGCUGUCUCGGCGUCAGCAACGACGCGCUUAGUCUGUGCACUGGUUCAUGGGACUCGAUGGUACGU